GCUACGGGACUGCGGAAUCCUCGCAAACAAGGGUUUUUAUAGCAACGGGUAGAGACACCGCCCGGGGGGAUGGAAUCCACUCAUACCAGGAGCAAGGAGAAAAAGGGCAGCCAGCUGUCCCAAGCUACAACAUUCUUGGGUGGAGGUUCGAAGGCUUCAUUAUCCCACUCUGAGGACUUUCUGACCCAGAUCAGUGCAGAACUCACCGAUGAGGCCUUGUUUAUUGCUGGUUUCUACAAGAACCCUGUGCCAGCCAAGGAAAAGCAGACACAAGACAGAGGAACUCAGAUGUCCAAACACGUGAUCUUCACCAAGACCCGAGGCACUGACACCUGCUCUGACAGAAACCAUGCCUGCACCAAGGCAUACCUCCUGCCCUCCCCUCAUGACAAGGGAGCCAUGCCUAGCAGCUUGACAUCUGGAGGAUGAUCCCAACGCUCUCUAGUGCUGCCCUUGCUGUCUCGUGCCCUCCCCAUUCUGUCCCUGUAGAACAUGCCCCAAAGCUCCUCUUUCACAGCGCAUUAAUCACUUCCAUUUUGUGGAGGGGCUGGGGAACUCCUGGUCAUAAGCAGCAUACUCCCUGAAGCCUCCAAAAUGUUCUAGAACCCUCAGACACCUUUCUAUUUGCAGCUGGAAAGGGCACCACCAGAAAUCCAAGGC
This is a messenger RNA of Artibeus jamaicensis (Jamaican fruit-eating bat), 660 nucleotides long. Its product is annotated as putative protein T-ENOL. Lineage: Eukaryota; Metazoa; Chordata; Mammalia; Chiroptera; Phyllostomidae. The transcript has 6 exons. Bases 70 to 429 code for a protein of 119 amino acids. The record is from RefSeq and is a predicted model, not a curated record.